AUGCUGGAAGCUGCAGUAGAGAGUAAUAUACACAAUGGAGGAUUUUCUUCACACUCUUCACAGUUUCAGAGCUGUGGUGAGAGCAGUGAGGAGGAGCUCUCUGUGCUGCCACGUCAUACUAAGGUGGUGGUGACUGGAAAUAACCGCACCAAGUCUGUACUGGUGGGGCUUCAAGGUGUGGUAAAGAAAGCUGUUGGGCUUGGUGGAUGGCAUUGGCUGGUUCUUACCAAUGGCAUUGAGGUAAAACUUCAAAGGAAUGCUUUAAGUGUACUUGAAGCUCCUACUGGAAACGAGGAUGAUGAUGACAUUGAAUUUGAAAAUGUGCAGUGGAAUGGAUCCGAUAUGGCAUCCGAUGAAACUCAAAAGUCUCAUAGGUCAAGGCAUCGAAUGCACAGGCCGACUGGGUCAUCUCACAGGACUCUUAGCCAGUCUCUCUCAUGUGACUCACACUCUAAAGGAUCUAUUUCUACUCCAAGGGGGUCCAUGAAAAUUGACCUUAGCAAACUUGAGAUGGCUGCAUUAUGGAGAUAUUUGCGGCACUUUAACCUUGUGGAUGCCAUUCCUAACCCGUCCAAGGAGCAACUCAUAGAUGUUGUUCAGAGGCAUUUCCUAUCUCAGCAAUUGGACGAGUUGCAAGUCAUUUCCGGGUUCGUGCAGUCUGCGAAGAGACUGAAAACUGUUUGCAAAUGA
Messenger RNA from Fraxinus pennsylvanica, 690 nucleotides. The record is from the annotation of a GenBank genome assembly. Lineage: Eukaryota; Viridiplantae; Streptophyta; Magnoliopsida; Lamiales; Oleaceae.